This is a messenger RNA of Exophiala dermatitidis NIH/UT8656, 1641 nucleotides long. Its product is annotated as APA family basic amino acid/polyamine antiporter. The coding region runs from base 1 to 1641 and encodes 546 amino acids. The transcript is spliced from 7 exons. Gene Ontology annotation, cellular component: membrane. Gene Ontology annotation, molecular function: L-amino acid transmembrane transporter activity. Gene Ontology annotation, biological process: amino acid transmembrane transport. The record is from RefSeq and is a predicted model, not a curated record. Lineage: Eukaryota; Fungi; Ascomycota; Eurotiomycetes; Chaetothyriales; Herpotrichiellaceae.
AUGUUGGGCAAUCUUCGUUCUGCAGUGACGCGGUCCCGUUCCCCUCGCGAGCAGCCACCAACAGAUUCUAAAGAUGCCACGACGACAGGCGUUGGGCAACUUGGCGAAGUCGAGACUGUCAUCUCUCAGGGAAAACGACAAAUUGGCGUGACGUCGGCAUUCUUUCUGGUCUUCAACCGAAUGGUCGGGACAGGUAUCUUUGCUACUCCCAGCACUAUAUUCUCCUUGUCCGGCAGCGUCGGACUCAGUCUUUUCAUCUGGGUCGCCGGCAUGGUGAUUGCCGGUGCGGGCAUGGCAGUAUAUCUGGAGUUUGGAACUGGUCUACCCCGGAACGGUGGUGAAAAGAACUACCUGGAAUACGUCUAUCGUAAGCCAAAGUAUCUGGCCACGGGCAUGUACACUGGCUACGUGAUUCUUCUUGGCUGGGCGGGCUCCAACUCGGUCAUCUUCGGCGAAUAUAUCCUCAACGCAGCCAAAGUCGAAGUCAACAGGUGGAAUCAGAGAGGUAUUGGGUUGGCGUGCAUCACGGCGGCUUUCCUAAUCCAUGGCUGUGCAUUGAAAUGGGGCUUGCGCCUGCAGAACCUUCUUGGUUUCAUCAAGCUCAUCAUUGUGCUUCUGAUUGUGGUCUCUGGCUGGGCUGCUCUAGGCGGUGCACUCAAGAUUGACAAACCGCACAAUUUCGACAAUGCCUUUGCUGGGACAACGGGCAGCGCCUACGGCGUUGUGACAGCUCUUUACAACGUUAUCUGGAGUUACAUCGGCUACAGCAACGCUAACUACGCGCUUAGCGAGACGCGAAACCCGGUCAGGACUAUCAAAGUUGCUGCACCGACAGCGUUGAUUGCGGUCGCUGUUCUUUACAUGCUGGUCAAUAUCGCAUAUUUUGCCGCAGUGCCCAAAGACGAGAUCGUGUCAUCGGGCCGCAUUCUGGCCGCUUCAUUCUUCCGCAACGUCUUUGGCAACAGUGCCGAGCGAGCCUUGUCCGUCUUCGUGGCUCUGUCUGCAUUCGGCAACGUUCUGAGCGUUAUAUUCUCUCAAGGUCGACUGGUCCAAGAAUUGGGCCGUGAAGGCAUCCUCCCAUUCUCGCGGUUCUGGGCAAGCAACAAACCGUUCAACGCCCCCCUCGCUGGUCUUUUCGAACACUGGCUCGUGUCCGUCAUCAUCAUGCUGGCCCCUCCUCCCGGCGACGCAUACAAUUUCAUCCUGAAUGUCAUCUCAUACCCCCUAUCGAUCGUGAACGCCUUCGUCGCCGCAGGCCUACUGUUUCUCUACAUCAAGCCCAACAAAUUCGGCUGGUCGCCCCCUUUCCGCGCCACGUGGCCCGUAGUCGUGUUGUUCUUGCUCAGCAACAUCUACCUUGCCGCUGCACCCUUCGUGCCCCCGGAACACGGCCAGAACGUCUACAACGAUCUUCCUUACUAUCUCCACUGUGUGGUUGGGAUUGGCAUCAUUGCCGCCGGCGGUCUCUACUGGCUCGUGUGGGCGGUAAUUUUGCCCAGGAUCGGAAGAUAUGAGUUGGUGCGCGAAACCAGGGUCAGCGAAUUGGACGGCUGGGAGAGAAGCGUCUUUUCGCGGAGGAAGCUUGCGGACGUUGAUGCGGCCGAGAAGAAUCGGCGGAGAGUGACUUUGGUCCAGGCUUGA